AUGGUUCGAAACAUCGUCGUCCUGGGAGGCAACUCCCACCCCCAAAUGACAGAGAAUGUCUGCAACUUCCUUGGCAUCCCGGCCUGUGACCGCAUUCUCUCCAAGUUUUCUGGUGGCGAGAGCCGAUGCGAGAUCAAGGACUCUGUCCGUGGCAAGGACGUCUACAUUAUCCAGUCUGGCUCUGGCAAUGUCAACGACAACCUCAUCGACCUUUGCAUCAUGAUUUCGGCAUGCAAAAUUGGCUCUGCUAAGCGGGUGACCGCUGUGGUGCCUCUGUUCCCUUACUCGAGGCAGCCUGACUGGCCAUAUAACAAAGCCGGUGCCCCUCUGUCUAAGUCGUCCGAAUCAUCCAAGAAGGACUACACCUUCGAAAGCGUCCCUCCCACACCGCGGCCGGGCGGACCACGAAGUGUCGGACUCACAAACGGCGUCAACGGCCUUACAGAAAAGCUCUCCAAGAGCUCCAUUGCCGAGAAAAGCCCCCGAGAAGUUAAUGGCGACUCAUUGCCGAAGCGAUCAGAUACCGUUUCGAGCGUCGGUUCCAAUGGCCAUGGAGUAUACCCCGAUGUCUCACAACGAAGUUUUACGACUCACGAUUACGAGAACCCUACCAACAUCAACGGGUUCCAACCCAAACCUGGGUAUAAGCAAUGGGUUGCCCAGGCUGGCACUCUUGUUGCUGAUCUUCUUACUUGCGCUGGCGCCGAUCACAUCAUCACCAUGGACCUCCACGACCCUCAGUACCAAGGAUUUUUCGACAUCCCCGUCGAUAAUCUUUAUGGUAAAUUCCUUAUCCAAAACUACAUCCAGACCCAUAUACCCGAUUACAAGGAAGCCGUCAUCGUCUCGCCCGACGCAGGUGGUGCAAAGCGAGCUACUGCCAUUGCAGAUAGUCUCAACAUGGACUUUGCGCUGAUUCACAAGGAACGCCGUCCCAUCAAGUUUACAAACCAUCGCAAUGCCAGCAUGAUGCUUGUUGGUGACAUUGCCAGCCGCGUUUGUAUCUUGGUCGACGAUCUUGCCGAUACGGCCAACACCAUUACUCGCGCUGCUAAGCUGCUGAAGCGAGAGGGCGCAACUAGAGUUUACGCUCUCGUCACUCACGGCGUCUUCAGUGGAGAUGCCAUUGCCCGCGUCAAUGCCUCUGCGAUUGAUAGCAUCAUCGUGACCAACUCGGUCCCGCAGGAAGAGCAUCGUCGUCUGUGCCCCAAAUUGGAAGUGCUUGAUAUUUCGCCAGUGUUUGCUGAGGCUAUCCGCCGCGUCCACCAUGGAGAAUCUAUUAGCGCGCUUUUCCAAUACGUCUAA
Messenger RNA from Trichoderma asperellum CBS 433.97, 1305 nucleotides. RefSeq lists its product as uncharacterized. Gene Ontology annotation, molecular function: magnesium ion binding; ribose phosphate diphosphokinase activity. Gene Ontology annotation, cellular component: ribose phosphate diphosphokinase complex; cytoplasm. The record is from RefSeq and is a predicted model, not a curated record. Gene Ontology annotation, biological process: 5-phosphoribose 1-diphosphate biosynthetic process; purine nucleotide biosynthetic process. Lineage: Eukaryota; Fungi; Ascomycota; Sordariomycetes; Hypocreales; Hypocreaceae.